UUCUUUCUUUACUUCUUUCUCACUCUGCCUCUCUCUCAUCUUCUUUACCUCUGUAGAUUUCUACACUAAAUAUCAAAAAAUUCUGAAUCCAAUUUCUGACAAUGGAAGCAGCCCAAUUAUACGGUUUGUCAACACUUGUUGUUGUUAUGCUGCUACUGUCAGUGACUCCGAUAGUGACAUCCAAGGACGAGGUUGUUUCUUGUACAAUGUGUUCUUCAUGUGACAAUCCUUGUAGUCCCGUCCAAUCUUCUCCUCCUCCUCCUCCUCCUACGCCUUCUCCUCCACCACCGUCACCAUCAACCACCACCGCAUGUCCUCCGCCUCCUUCUCCUCCGAGCUCCGGCGGUGGUGGCGGUGGCUCUUAUUAUUAUCCUCCUCCAUCUCAGUCCGGUGGCAGCAAAUACCCUCCUCCGUACGGUGACGGCGGUCAAGGUUACUACUAUCCUCCGCCGUAUUCAGGAAACUAUCCUACGCCGCCUCCGCCGAAUCCCAUCGUCCCUUAUUUCCCGUUUUACUAUCAUACGCCACCACCAGGUUCUGGAUCAGAUCGGUUUAUGGGUUCUAGUUCUAUUAUUUUUGCUUUUUUCGCUGUCUUCCUCUGUUUAGUGUGACGGAAAAUCGUCGGAAUUCACCGGAAAAUUACAGAAAAUUGGAAAUAAUGUGGCAGAUCGGUAGAUCUACAAUAGUCUCUCUGAAGGUUUUAGAUAUCUUUGAUCAUGGAAAACCAGGUGUUUGGAUCAAAUUAUUAUCUUUCACUUUCUUUGAUCCUCUUUUUUUUUUUUUUUGACAAUUUGUAUGUAAUUUUCUUAUUAAUUAACAUUUUAAUUACUCGUUAUUCAUAAAUAAAGCAUUGUUACUUUCUA
Molecule: messenger RNA, 863 nt
Organism: Eutrema salsugineum
Lineage: Eukaryota; Viridiplantae; Streptophyta; Magnoliopsida; Brassicales; Brassicaceae
Product: proline-rich antigen homolog
Exons: 1
Coding region: 102-611 (169 amino acids)
Source: RefSeq, a predicted model, not a curated record